AUGAAGUUUUUCGCCUCGUUCCUUUUGGUCAUCCUCGCCUCUGUCGUAGUCGUACAGGCCAGCGUUCAGCCUACGCCGGCUCCUCGCGUCGAGAAGAGGCAGAGCUUUGAUCCAUACAACCUCUCGCAAUACACCAACUCAGCGGCACUCUCGUCACUGUCAAACUUCAUCAACUCGCAGUUUGGCGGACUUGAGUCGCUCUCACUUCCUGCUGGCCAGUCUUCAUUCAUCGCUUCUCAGAGGAGCGACGCCUACUCUUACCUUUCAGUCGCUUCAUCGAUCCUUGCUAAUGGAGGGGCUAGCAACUCGAACCUGGGCUCUAUCCUGGGCUCCAUCACCAGAUCUGCUAGCGGUGCUCUCAGCAGCAUCUCUAACGCUGCUGCAUCGGCUGCAAGUGCUGCCUCCACCGGGGCCGCCCCCUCGGGCUCUUCCAACGCGGCUGCGACUGCAUUGGGCCCUAUGCCGGGCUACUUUGCUGGCAUGGUCGCCUGCACUUUCGUCGCUGCCCUCGCUGGUGUCUUUGCUUUGUAG
Messenger RNA from Mycosarcoma maydis (corn smut), 531 nucleotides. RefSeq lists its product as uncharacterized. Lineage: Eukaryota; Fungi; Basidiomycota; Ustilaginomycetes; Ustilaginales. Bases 1 to 531 code for a protein of 176 amino acids. The record is from RefSeq and is a predicted model, not a curated record. The transcript has 2 exons.